GGCACCAAUACUCUCCCGAGCCUGAUGACUUCAUCCACCACAGCCGCGAAGCUCCUCGCUCUUCUCAUCCCUCUUGCUCUCCUCUACGCAGGCUACCUCAAUCUGUACGCCCUUACGGUAAUCCACGCAGGCUACCUCAUCCAGCUCUCCUUCCGCCAGCCCAGCACCAAAACAGUCAAAACCCCUUCCGAGUCAUGGAUAAUGUGGAUGGUCGCCUCGCCGCUGGGUACAAGCUUCGCGCGCAUUGUCACGCUCAUUAUAGCUAUCCACCAUGCCACCGUCUCGCUAGCGAAGUUUUCAAACGCAUUGCCCCGGUCUGAUAAUGUGCUGCUAUAUAGCUGCGCUACGCCUGCCUAUUUGGACCCCGAGCUGUUCACGUGGUCACCUCACACGUUUGCGACUCUGGCGCUGCUGUAUACGGGGAGCUACGUUCGGUUCAGCGCGUACGCGGAACUCGGAACAAACUUCACGUAUCGUCUCGCGAAGCCGGAUCAGCUUGUUACUAGUGGGCUGUACGCGUACGUGAGGCAUCCCUCAUACACGGGGCUGCUUGCUGUGCUGAUGGCGAUGUAUUCGCUCUUCUUUCGGCAGAGAGGACUCCCGAGCUGUUCGACGCCGCUGGUGAGUGAAAGGCUUUUUGAGGAAGCUUGGGUUGGUUAUGCGAUCGCUGUUAUUGGAUUUAGCGUUCCCGUUUGGCUGUUUAUGGUGAAGAGGGUCAAGGAAGAAGAGAAGAUGAUGGAGAUGGAGUUUGGGCAGAAGUGGAAGGAGUAUUGCGAGAGGACGAAGAAAUUCAUUCCAUUCGUGUAUUGAGAGCAGCAUAGAUUUCGUGGCAUACGAUCA
This is a messenger RNA of Paraphaeosphaeria sporulosa, 840 nucleotides long. RefSeq lists its product as uncharacterized. The coding region runs from base 25 to 810 and encodes 261 amino acids. Gene Ontology annotation, molecular function: protein C-terminal S-isoprenylcysteine carboxyl O-methyltransferase activity. Gene Ontology annotation, biological process: C-terminal protein methylation. The record is from RefSeq and is a predicted model, not a curated record. The transcript has a single exon. NCBI's taxonomy places the organism in Eukaryota, Fungi, Ascomycota, Dothideomycetes, Pleosporales, Didymosphaeriaceae. Gene Ontology annotation, cellular component: membrane.